CGGGAAUUCAGCGGCAUGCAUUCUCUUUUCAGCAACGUGGGUGAAAUCUCCCGCUGAAUGGGGCCGGUGGGGGGAAAGGGAGAGAAUGGAAAGGCCUGAGCUCGCCGUUCUGGAGGGUUCGUCCCCGGGCACCGCCUGGCACCCGGGCAGCAUAUAAAGCCCUCCUGGCUGCCUCGGCCGGGCAGCCGGUUUCUGCCUGCCUCUCCCCCGGGACCAACCCAGAUGGAUAUCUCCGUUUACUAUCCCUUCUUCCGCAAGCCCCUGCUCUCCUCCGCCGCCCCCGCCGCCCCCGCUGCCGCCGUGCCCAGUCGCAUCUACCACCAGACGUUCGGGGAACACCUGGCCGAGUCCGAACUCUUCCCCGCCUCCUGGUCCUUUAGCUCUUUCUUUUGGAGGCCGUGGUUUCCCAGGAACGCUGGCUGGCUGGAAAACAGAUUCGCAGAGAUGCGAAUGGAUAAAGACAAGUUUUUUGUGAACGUGGACGUGAAGCACUUCUCUCCCGAGGAGCUCAAAGUGAAGGUUCUGGGGGACAUGAUCGAAGUCUACGGGAAACACGAAGAGCGGCAGGACGAGCACGGCUUCAUCGCCAGAGAGUUCAGCAGGAAGUACAAGAUCCCGGCAGACGUGGACCCGCUGUCCAUCACCUCCUCGCUCUCUUCGGAUGGCGUCCUGACGGUCAACGGGCCAAGGAAGGCGGUGGAGGUGCCCGAGCGGACCAUCCCCAUCACGAGGGAGGAGAAACCGGCGCUCCCGGCCGGGCAAAAGAAGUAGAACUGGCCCCUUUUGUACCCGAGGAAGCCCACUGGACACGAGCGAGAAGAUGGCACCGAUGAGCAGCUGUUGUUAUUUCUUUGUGCGCUGAGAAGCAAAUGAGGUUGUUUACUAACAAAUAAAGACCAUGAGUAAAGCAUC
Anolis carolinensis (green anole) is the source of this 912-nucleotide messenger RNA. RefSeq names its product crystallin alpha B (gene cryab). Gene Ontology annotation, biological process: negative regulation of apoptotic process; response to heat; protein refolding. The transcript is spliced from 3 exons. The coding region runs from base 223 to 771 and encodes 182 amino acids. Lineage: Eukaryota; Metazoa; Chordata; Lepidosauria; Squamata; Anolidae. Gene Ontology annotation, cellular component: nucleus; cytoplasm. Gene Ontology annotation, molecular function: structural constituent of eye lens. The record is from RefSeq and is a predicted model, not a curated record.